Molecule: messenger RNA, 756 nt
Organism: Oikopleura dioica
Lineage: Eukaryota; Metazoa; Chordata; Appendicularia; Copelata; Oikopleuridae
Source: the annotation of a GenBank genome assembly
AUGAGCGUUAUCACAAACCGGCCCGAUGAACCCUGGACUAUAAAACCGAGCGCCAAGAACAACUACAGAUUUUCCCCAAAAAUCUUGUCAUCGAUUUUGAAAAAUGAAGCUUUUUACUUUUUCUUCGCCGGAGCCGCUCUCGCCCAGGAAGUCGACUCCUUGAACACCGUCGAUGACUCAUUCUCCUACUACUACGACGAGUUCGGUGUUGCUCUUGGAAACGCUACUGAGGAAAAUCGAGGGAAGAAUUCGCUUAUUCGAGAUGAUCCUGGAUCCUGCCUUAUCUGUGACGUCCAGGACGGAUACGACUACAACAGCGCCCUCAAGGAAUGCAAGAGAAAGGGCAAGUUCGUCCAGUGCAACAAUGAAUCAGGGCAAACUUACAAAAUAAUCAACUUUUUUCCUAAUAAUGCUAUUGAGUUAACACCUGGCAUGAUUCUAUAUCAUGUUUACCCUAACAAUGAUGCCGGCGCGACCCCGAACUGGAAUCUCUGCGAACUCACCGAGCGAAGAAACAACGGAAAAAUUCAACUCACCUCAACUUGCAACCAACAAUCUGCUUGCCUUGGGAACCAAAAGCAGAACGAUCACCAAUGCCUUCCUUUUGGCGCAGUUGACCGAAACGGAAUCGAGAAAGCUUCAACUUGCCGACAGUGCUUCGGAGUCGGCCGACAAGUCAACAGCUUCUUGAAAAACCUCAUCUCCGGGAAAUACGAUUUCUCUGAUUACGAUCGGGACUUUACUGGGUACUAUUAA